AUGAGGCCGUGCGUGGGACGCGUGCCCUGCUGCCAAGACCCCGCAGCGCGGAACACAUCGCCCGAAGAGGCACGCCUUGUGUCGGUGAACGGGCCAAUGGGGAGGUGCGUGGAGGACGUGGCUCUUCUGCUGGACGCAAUGGCCAAGCCCCACCCCAAGGACCCAUGGUCGAGGGAACCUCCUAGACAGUCCUUCCUCGAAGCUCUGCAGAAGGAGCCCCUUCAGCUUCCUUCAAGCAUCGCCUGGAGCCCCGACCUGGGAGUGUGCCCCGUGCAGCCCGGAGUUGCCGAGAUCUGCAAGCGCGCCGCCGAUUGGUUCCGCGAGUCGCUGGGCUGCCAAGUCGUGGAAGAUUGCCCCGACUUCUCGCAGGCCCAGCGCGCAUUCCAGGUCCUGAGGGCUGCCAUGUUUCGGAGCCUUGGGUUCAUGUUGAAAGGCCCCAGCAAGGACGUCAUAAAACCCGACCUCGUGUGGCAGAUACAGAAAGGCGUGGACCUGUCUGAUGAGGAGGUUUCGGAAGCUGAGCUGCAACACAGCUCGAUCAUGGAGAGCGUGACUUCAUUCUUCCAGGAGUACGACCUCUUGGCUUGCCCGUGCGCUCUGCUGCCCCCGUUUGAUGUGCGGACGAGAUGGGUGCGGCAAGUCGAGGGCGCCGCAUUCGAUAACUACAUCGACUGGCUCAUGCCCACCUACAUCAUAUCCUUGACAAAGCUGCCAGCCCUGAGCCUGCCAUGCGGAAUGACCAAGGAAGGCACCCCUGUGGGCAUCCAACUGGUCGGGCCGCCCAACGGGGAAGCGGGCGUCCUCGCCGCGGCCCUGGCAUACGAAAGGGCGCACCCUUUCGCAGGAAUGCUGCCAAUAGACCCAAUUUAA
Messenger RNA from Ostreobium quekettii, 870 nucleotides. NCBI's taxonomy places the organism in Eukaryota, Viridiplantae, Chlorophyta, Ulvophyceae, Bryopsidales, Ostreobiaceae. The record is from the annotation of a GenBank genome assembly.